Molecule: messenger RNA, 2721 nt
Organism: Crotalus tigris (Tiger rattlesnake)
Lineage: Eukaryota; Metazoa; Chordata; Lepidosauria; Squamata; Viperidae
Product: olfactory receptor 9G4-like
Exons: 2
Coding region: 1131-2072 (313 amino acids)
Biological process (GO): sensory perception of smell; G protein-coupled receptor signaling pathway
Cellular component (GO): membrane
Molecular function (GO): odorant binding; olfactory receptor activity; G protein-coupled receptor activity
Source: RefSeq, a predicted model, not a curated record
AAAGCUUGUUCCUUCUGUUAAUAAUUUGGAAAAAAAAUAACAUUCCAGAGGGACAAACUUCCCUGGGUAUAUCAUCCAUUGGACAUGUUCACAGGAAGUCACAGUUCACAGUUGUCAACUGUCAACUGUACUUGUGGCAUUCCACACCCACCUAUUUACCUUGAUAAGUAGAGUCUGUCAACAUUGUUGCAAGGAUGAAGGGGAUAUAAUUUAUUUUCAUUAUUUUUCUGGUCUUCCUAUCUAUGGCUUUUAGUUCUGCUUCACUCCAGUCCACUGUUCCAGCUGUGAAUCUAACGACUGGAAUUGCCCAGGGGUAAAUUGCCUUGAAGGUGUUUGACUUUAUGAUUUUCUUUGCUCUCUUGAUGUAUUCACAUGUAAACGUUUUCUUGACUUUGGUGUGCUUGAUGUUGUCAGCUUGAAAGAUCACAGUUAUUCACUUAUAAUUACAGCUGUGCUAUACAUUGGUUGGUUUGCUUCUUGCAGUAAGCCGGUGCUUAUAUUUGAUAUCAUAAAUAUUGGCAUCUUUUAAUGCCUGUGCUAGCUGUUUCUCUUGGAGUAAGCAUCAAUGCAAGCAAACCUAUUCUCUUGUUUUUCUGCUGUUCUAGAUGUUCAGUGAUUCUUCAUUUCAAUUCUUCUACUUCUUUAGUUAGAGAGCUAGUUUUUUCUGAGGCAGAAGAGAGGAUACCUGAUUACAGAACUAAAAUGAUUCAACAGACGUGCUGGCUUUCUCUACUGUCAACUCCCCCUGGUUUGCCUCUACAAUCUGAGUUACUUCUGUCAAGGCUUUCUUUCCUUUGCACUGAAUUGGCCUUUACAAUUCUUCCAGUACUGCUUCUGUGAAUACUUUAUUUUGUAUUAUAAAUCAAUGUUGAUCUGCUAGCCUCUAAUCUGUUAUUUCUGAUACUGGAUUUUGCUUUUUCCAUUCAUUUCAAAUAUUCUCUUUUUGUUGGGCUUGAACUGUAAUAAGACACCAUUAUUUCUUUGUUUUCUAUCUAUCUAAUUUACAUUUCACCAUAUUUUUUCAUGAUAGAAACAGUCUUUGUCUGAUUCCUCCGAUGAGAGUUGUCCAGUAUGAUUGAACCUCUGGCAUAGCUCCUAUCUUCUUCACAGCAUAUUAUGCUUGGAAAAAGAUGGAAGUUGAAGAUAAUCGUACAUUCCUUACUGAUUUCAUCUUGGUUGGGUUUACAGCAGAUCCAUUUCUACGCACAAUUCUGUUUGCGGUAUUCUUGGCCUCCUACAUCCUCAUAUUGAUUGGGAAUCUGGGCCUCAUGACACUGAUCUACCUGGACUCCCGCUUGCACACACCCAUGUACUUCUUUGUGGGCAGCCUUUCCUUCCUGGAUGUCUGGUAUUCUUCAGUAUACAUUCCUCGGAUUUUAUAUGAUUCUUUGUCCAAGAACAACCACAUUUCCUUAGCAGGUUGUGCAACACAGUUCUUCUUCUCUGCUACAGCUGGUGGGAGUGAAUGCUUCCUAUUGGCCUUCAUGGCCUAUGACCGCUUUGUGGCCAUCUGCCACCCACUCCUUUAUGCCAUUGCCAUGCCCAAGAAGCUCUGUGUCCAGCUGGUGCUGGGAGCCUAUGCAGUGGGGUUUGCCAAUGCUAUAAUACACACUGGUAACACCUUCCGCCUACACUUCUGUGGUAGUAAUAUCAUCAACCACUACUUUUGUGAUGUGCCACCACUUAUGAAGAUGGCCUGUGAUGACAAAGGAGUAUAUGAAAUCAUCCUCACUACUGUCAUUGCCUUCACUUUCCUGGCAGCCACUGCUGUCAUUGUGAAGUCCUACAUUAGUAUUGUGGUAGCCAUUAUUCACAUCCGUUCGGCUGCUGGGAGACACAAAGCUUUCUCCACUUGCUCGGCUCACCUGUUCUCUGUCUCCCUCUAUUAUGGCUCCAUGGUCAUUACAUACUCCACACCCAACUCUUAUCACACUCCAAAUUGGGACAAGCCAACUGCGUUGUUCUAUACAGUAGUCAACCCUCUGGUCAACCCUUUGAUUUACAGCUUACGCAACAAAGAUGUGAAGGCAGCCUUCAGGAAAGUCUGGGGGAGAUUCACAGCACACAAAUGAAUGGCAAACUCCUUCUUUAGGGUAGACUGCCUAAAGGAGAAAAAUUAAACUCUAGUCUCCAAUGCCCUCCAGCCAGUUUCUUUCUGUCCUCCUUCCCUCACUUCCUUCCUUGUUAAGACAAAGUGGAGAAAGUCACAGAGAGAGAAGACUUAAGGUCAAAGAUUAGCAAUCAUCUCCUAUGCUCAAAAUAGCCAUGCAUACUUUUCUUAAUCAGCAAUUUUAUCCCAUAUGUGUACCUUUCGAAUCUUCUAACCUAACAGCAUCAGCACACUUUUAAAUUGUUUUAGCAGUUUUUAAUUUCUAUGCUCCAGUGUCUGCCAGUCAACCAGCCACUUUCUUUCUUUGCUCCUUCCCCCAUUUGCUUCCUUGUUAAAAGAAAGUGGAGAAAAUCAGAAGUUCAGAAUUAAUUUCAAAGAUCAGCAAUCAUCCCCUAUGCUCAAACUUCCUGUGCAUACUUUUCUUAGUCAGCAAUUUUAUUCCAUAUGUAUACUUUCCCAGUCUUCUUCUAAGCUAGCAGCACCCUGACUUUUUAUUUCAGACUUUUUAAAUAGUUUUGUCAGUUUUUAAUUUGCUUUGUGUUAUUGUUGAUGUUGUUACUUUUAUUGUUGCCAGACUGGCAGUGUGAGCCAUUAAAUAUGUUUGGGCCCUC